AUGCGAGUGAUCUUAGAAGCUGGUGUAUUUUGGUCCUUUCACCAAAUGCAUCAUUCUUCGGAGUACUAUAACUUGAGCACUGCGCUGAGGCAGGGAGCCAUGCAGGAUGUUGCCACUAUGUUGUUCGAUUUAAUGCAAGCCACUGUUAUUCCACCAAAUGUCUUCCUAGUGCAUCGUUAUUUAAAUCUCAUUUAUCAAUUUUGGCUGCAUGCUAGCGAUGUUGCCACUAUGUUGUUCGAUUUAAUGCAAGCCACUGUCAUUCCACCAAAUGUCUUCCUAGUGCAUCGCUAUUUAAAUCUCAUUUAUCAAUUUUGGCUGCAUGCUAGCGCUGUUCCUUAUUUGGGCCCAUUAGAGUACUUUUUCAAUACACCUUCAAGUCAUCGUGUACAUCAUGGCAGGAAUCCAUACUGUAUUGACAGAAAUUAUGGUGGUACCUUGAUUAUCUGGGAUAGACUAUUUGGCACCUAUGAAGCUGAGCGCAAAGGAGAAGAAAUUGCAUAUGGUCUAGUUACACCUGUUGCUUCGUUUGAUCAGCUAUGGUGCCAGUUUUUCGAAUUUAAAGCGCUCGGAUAUGACAAAGGACAAAUGAAGGAUAUGAACGGAAAAGAGAUAUUUCCAGGAUUUUGGAACAAGAUGAAAUUCAACGGGGAGAGAGAAGGGGGUGCGAGGGCUACGGUAAAAAGUGCCUUAGUUACCACAACGAACCUUCGACAUACACUUUUUGUUGCAGUGAGGAAGUACACCCUUACAUAA
Molecule: messenger RNA, 753 nt
Organism: Strongylus vulgaris
Lineage: Eukaryota; Metazoa; Nematoda; Chromadorea; Rhabditida; Strongylidae
Source: the annotation of a GenBank genome assembly